Messenger RNA from Malassezia pachydermatis, 2649 nucleotides. RefSeq names its product cutl1 or casp protein. The coding region runs from base 1 to 2649 and encodes 882 amino acids. Gene Ontology annotation, biological process: intra-Golgi vesicle-mediated transport; nucleotide-excision repair; proteasome-mediated ubiquitin-dependent protein catabolic process. Lineage: Eukaryota; Fungi; Basidiomycota; Malasseziomycetes; Malasseziales; Malasseziaceae. The record is from RefSeq and is a predicted model, not a curated record. Gene Ontology annotation, molecular function: protein binding; damaged DNA binding. The transcript has 4 exons. Gene Ontology annotation, cellular component: Golgi membrane.
AUGAGCGACUUUGCGUCCGCGCUGCGCGCGUGGCGUAGUGUUCACUUCGAUGAUGUACAGAAAGAGCUACAGAAUUACAUACCUACAGUACAGGAGCGCCAAAAGGAUGCCUUACUAGCACGCAAGGCGCUGUCCGAACGUACCAAAGAGUUUCGCCGGCUUACGCCAGAGGUACAGCUGAACGAGAUACGGACACUGGUCAAGGCGUACCAAAUGGAAAUUGAUGCACUAACCACCCGUGCCAAAAGUGCUGAAUCACUGCUGGAGAAAACACAGUCGCAGUUGCAGCCAGCGCCCAAUCCGUACCCUAUUCUUGAAGCGCUAGUCGAUACGACGAUACAGGCUCAGGAAGCUUCUGAGCUUCGAGCGGAGAUGGCACGUAUACAGGCAAGUGCCUCCGAAUGGGAAGCAAAAUGCAAAGAGGCCGAAGCACGUGCUGAGGAGGCUUCCCAGGAUGCCACCGCAGCGGUCGCUCAAGCGGAGAAGCGUGUCAAUGAAGCUUGGCAUGCUUCGACGCACGAGCAGGAAACUCGAGUGGCUAAUUUACAGCGUGAACUGCACAAGACCCAAGCACAGCUGCGUGAAUUGCGUUCCAGCCACGACGAUGUAAUGAAUCAACUUAUGAGCAAACAGGAUGCAUCGCAAGAUACGGCGCAUAUCGAUAGUCUCUUGGAAGAUCUACAGCAUGCCAAGGACCGCGCAGCGCAGGCAGAACGACGUGUGAAAGCUAUGCGGGAAGAGUACGAGCAGCAACAAGCUCAUGAGCGUGCUCACCUCUCUGAGCAGCUUGCGGAGAAAGAGGCGUAUUUCACAAAGCAGCUGGAAGCGCAGACUGACCAACUUCGGGAGCUUACCUUUUCACAUGAAGCAGAGCUUGCGGCGACGAAGCAACAGCGUGACGCGAUAGAGCAACAUUGCCAGGAUGCUGAGGCAGAGCUCACUCGUUUGAAAGAGUCGAUGGCACAGUACGACGACUAUGACACCAUCAAGCGAGAACUGCACGUCUACCGCGCGAUGGACUUGACAGAUGAGGAAGCGUCGGCCCAGGCAACCGACAACACACUGGAAAUCAGCCUAGCUCGGAAGAACCAAAAGCUCCAAGAUGAGCUGGCAGGGAUGCGCACAGCCUUGGCCGAUGCAAAGCGAGAGCAAGAGGCAACUCAACAGUCGUUGGCAGAAAAGCACGCGCGUAUAGCUGACCUGGAAGCUCUAACUAGUCGACUGGAAGCUGAUUUAUUGGGCGUCGCUUCGUCGCCCAACGGCCCUGCAACAGCGCCGAAGCAGGAGGAAACAUCUGCUGCCACAGAUUUGUUGCCCAUCGUGACCAAUCAGCGAGAUCGGUUCCGUUCGCGCAACGCUGAGCUGGAAGAGGAUCUCAAGAAGCAGGCGCAAGCAACAGUAGAGUUGCGCGCUGAAAUUAAGCGCUUACAGAGCGACAAUGUCGGCCUGUAUGAAAAAGUUCGCUACCUACAAGGCUAUGCCAAUCAGCGAGGGGGCAGUGCCAACGAUAUGCCAUACCCGCCAACAUCGCACGACACGCGAGAAGACAUGUAUCGUGCACGUUAUGAAGCAUCUAUCAACCCAUUCCAAGCCUUCCGUGGCCAGGAACAUUCGCGUGCAGUCGCUGCCCUUAGCCCGAUCGAUCGACUUAUGCACUUACUCGCUAGCGCCGUGCUUUCCAAUGCAAAAAUGCGUAUUGCUUUCCUAUGCUAUGCUAUUUUCUUGCAUAUGAUGUCGUCCUCGACAGCCGCUGCCACGACAGCAGAGGCGCCGGCUACUCCGGCACCAAAGCAAGUGGCCACCGAGUUUAAAGCCACUGAAGCACCGGCCACGGCGACUUCCGAGACCACGGCACAGGCUUCCAGUGGCGUACCAGAAACGCCAGCAUCCCAAAACGAUUCGCUGCAAACAGGCUCCUUCCUUUCAGGUGCGGACCUUGAGACGGCUAUCAACAACAUCGUUGAAAUGGGCUUCCCCAAAAAUGAUGUACAGCGUGCUAUGCGCAUGAGCUUCAAUAACCCCGAUCGUGCGGUGGAGUACCUGAUGAAUGGGUUGCCGGAAGAGGUGGCGCCAUCGCGUCCCACUGCCGUGGCACCGGCCACGCCAGCGACGCCAUCGCCGGCAGCGUCCAACGCCGCGGCGAACAACGCGUCAACUACGCCAGCACCUCGUUCGGGAAAUUUGUUUGAGCAAGCUGCUGCGCUCCAAGCUGGUGGCGGAGCUGGUGCGAAUGCGGAUGCGCCUGAUGUGAGUAUGCUGGCGGAGGACGAUGGCCAAGGCCGUCAGGUACUGGACAUUGGUAACCCCCAGAUUCUUGCGCAGCUGCGUCAGCUGCUGGAGCAAAACCCGGCCGCGCUGCAGCCUCUGAUUCAGGCGUUGGUUCAGAGCAACCCGCAAUUGGCGGAAGCUCUCAGUGCGGAUCCGGAUGGCGUGCUGCGUAUGCUGGCUGGCGAGGGCCUCGAAGGCGAGGAAUCGUUCGAGAUUCCUUCGCUGCAGCAGCUGCAAGAAGAAGACCGUACUCAGGUGGAGCAGAUUAUGGCGAUGGGCAUCCCUGAAAGCAAGGCGAUUGAAUGCUACUUCAUGUGUGGCCGCAACUUGGAGAUGGCAGUGCAGUACUACUUUGAGAACCCGCAGGACUUUGAGGACUAA